Melospiza melodia melodia is the source of this 1940-nucleotide messenger RNA. Its product is annotated as zinc finger protein 883-like. The record is from RefSeq and is a predicted model, not a curated record. Lineage: Eukaryota; Metazoa; Chordata; Aves; Passeriformes; Passerellidae. The coding region runs from base 55 to 1734 and encodes 559 amino acids. The transcript is spliced from 2 exons.
CCUCACGGUUCCGCCCUUUUCCCGCCCCCUUUCCCCUCAGUGUUCCAGUGGGUUAUGGGGGAGGAGGAGGGGCAGGAGGGAUGGAAGAGGUGGGAUGAAGGCGGAGAGAGAGCCGCGAUGGAAGGAGGAGAAGGAGAGCAGGAGCUGAGCAUGGAGAGCAGGGAGGACAAAUGCCCGCGGCAGAACCUGGUGGCAGAGGCCGUUUUGAGCGGCUCCACGGCACAGGAAGCCAACGGGGAGGAAAAGCCCCGGAGAUGCCGCACGAGGAGGGGCUGCAAACGCAGCUGGUGGGGAUCUGAGGGGGAAAGAGCCAGGCUCGGCCGAGAAGGCGGCCGGAGAUGGAGCCAGAGUUCGGAGCUGGUGCUCCAUGAGCAGCUCCUUGAUGGGAAGAAGCCCCACACGUGUGGGGAAUGUGGGAAGAGCUUCAGGUGGAACUCCAACCUGAUCCUGCACCACAGGACCCACACUGGAGAGAAGCCCUAUGCAUGUGGAGAGUGUGGGAAGAGCUUCAGCCGGAGCUCCAGCCUGAUCAGGCACCAGAGAACCCACAAUUGGGAAAAGCCCUAUGCAUGUGGAGAGUGUGGGAAGAGCUUCAGCCGGAGCUCCAGCCUGAUCAGGCACCAGAGAACCCACAAUUGGGAAAAGCCCUAUGAGUGUGGGGAGUGUGGGAAGAGCUUCAGGUGGAGCUCUAGCCUGAUCCUGCACCAGAGGACCCACACGGGUGAGAAGCCUUACGAGUGUGGGGAAUGUGGGAAGAGCUUCAGCGAGAGCUCCAGCCUUUUGAAGCACCAGAGGAUCCACACUGGGGAACGGCCCUACGAGUGUGGGAAGUGUGGGAAGAGCUUUAGCUGCAGCUCUUACCUGAUCAGGCACCAGAUAAUCCACACUAGGGAAUGGCCCUACAAAUGUGGGGAGUGUGGGAAGGGUUUUAUUCAGAGCUCCCACCUGAUCAGCCACCAAAGGAUCCACAGUGGGGAACGGCCCUACGAGUGUGGGGAGUGUAGGAAGAGCUUCAGCUGCAGGUCUGACCUGACCAAGCACCAGAGGAUCCACACUGGGAAACGGCCCUAUGACUGUGGGGAGUGCGGACAGAGCUUCAGGUGGAGGUCUGACCUGAUCAGCCACCAGAGGAUUCAUACUGGGGAGAGGCCCUACGAGUGUGGGGACUGUGGGAAGAGCUUCAGAGAGAGGUCCAGCCUGACCAAGCACCAGAGGAUCCACACUGGGGAGAGGCCCCAUGAAUGUGGGGAGUGUGGGAAGAGCUUCAACUUGAGCUCCAGCCUGAUCAAGCACCAGAGGAUCCACACUGGGGAAAGGCCUUUCAAGUGUUCCAUGUGCGGGAAGAGCUUCAGCCAGAGCUCCCACCUGAUCACGCACCAGAUGACCCACACUGGGGAGAGGCCCUACAAGUGUUCCAAGUGUGGGAAGAGGUUUCAGUCCAGCUCCCACCUCCUCCGCCACUAUCAGAUUCACACAGAGGAAAGGCCCUUCCAAUGCCCUGAGUGUGGGAAGGGAUUCAAGCGCAACUCCACCCUCAUCACUCACCAGCGCACCCACACUGGGGAGAGGCUCUACGAGUGUGAUAAAUGCAGGAAGAGGUUUCUGACCAGCUCCAGUCUCGUCCUGCACUCUCGGAUUCACACAGAGGAGAGGCCCUUCCGCUGCCCUGACUGUGGAAAGGGAUUCCAGCGCAACUGCAACCUCGUCAAGCACCGGCGCAUCCACACUGGGUAGAGGCCUUAUGAGUGUCCCCAGUGUGGGAAGAGCUUCUCCAGCAGCUCUCACUUGACCCAACACCAACGGAGGCACCGGUAAGGGAAGUCCUGUGAGUGCCCCGAGUACAGGAAGAGCUUCGUGCGCUGCUGCACCUCACGGGUAGCCCCAGUGUAGGACUGGCUGUACAGGAUGCAUUUGCAGCAAAUAAAACUUAGACUUACUGA